Messenger RNA from Anopheles nili, 1395 nucleotides. RefSeq names its product meiotic recombination protein W68 (gene mei-W68). Gene Ontology annotation, biological process: reciprocal meiotic recombination; meiotic DNA double-strand break formation; meiotic DNA double-strand break processing. Gene Ontology annotation, molecular function: ATP binding; DNA binding; DNA topoisomerase type II (double strand cut, ATP-hydrolyzing) activity. Gene Ontology annotation, cellular component: nuclear chromosome. The transcript is spliced from 6 exons. Bases 1 to 1395 code for a protein of 464 amino acids. The record is from RefSeq and is a predicted model, not a curated record. Lineage: Eukaryota; Metazoa; Arthropoda; Insecta; Diptera; Culicidae.
AUGUUUGUAAGAAGCAGUAACUUCUUUCACGACUGCGAGAACAAUCAUGAGUGGGAUUCCAAAACGAAAAGCAGUAUUUCUCUACCCUCUAGUCUUUCAAGUAUAUCAUUUAGCUCCAGCUAUAAUCCUACAGAUAGUUUAUUGUUCAGUGCUCCAGAUUGGAACAAAAAUCUAGUUCAGUUAUUUCAAGAGUUUAACGAAUGCGUAGAUUCAUUUCAUCAGGAUAACUCUGGAAAUAAUGAAAAAAAGAGAACACCAGAUCCACUAUCAAAUCAAACUGAUUCUAGUCAAAUUUCAGAACGUCAGAGACAUAUUUUGGCGAGAAUCGUGGAUCUUUUAUAUCUAAUUGAGCAAAGCGUCGAUAAAGCAGUUCCGCUGACGGUUCGAAGAAAGCCUCGGUGGAAUACGUGUUCAAUGAAGGAUGGCAUCCUGCAGUUGAACGAUAACGCAAAGAGAAAAAAAAAUAUUAAACCGAUUAACACCCGCCGGCUUCAAUUGAUAGUACGUAUGUUGGCCAGCAUCCAUCAACUUCUUGUCACCAAUAGUAGUUGUACAAAGCGAGAGCUUUACUACCUACAUGUGGAAUUAGCACAGACACCAGCAUAUGCAUACUCCACGCUUGACGACAUAUGUGCACUUCUAGAUGUAGAUGCCUGGGAAAUGAAUAUAUUCAACACUUCGAAAGGAUUAAUCGCUGGGCCAAUGAUGCUGAAACUUAACAGUGGUCACACUAUCGAUUGCAACAUUCGCUGGGGUACGUCAGUUCCCUUGGAUGUUGGCAGUGUCGUUGAUAUUCAGUUCUCGGCCAAACUAGUGCUAGUCGUAGAAAAGGACACCGUCUUUAAAAGGCUACUUCAAGAUGGUUUACUGGAUAAAUAUCCCAGUACAUUUGUGCUUAUAACGGGAAAAGGCUACCCUGACAUAUCCACUAGAUUAUUGCUGAAAAAGAUCGCUGACUUUUCAAAGGCUCCAAUUUUUGGGUUAAUGGAUGCCGACCCCCAUGGGAUCGAAAUAUUUUGUGUCUAUAAAUAUGGUGCAUUAGCUAUGGCACAUCGGCAACAAUCGUUGGCCAUACCAUCCAUGCGUUGGAUUGGUUUGUUUCCUUCGGAUAUAGAGCUUUUGGGACUUCAAGGCGUUGCGUUGAAAGAACCUGAAUUGAGAAGAAUCGGACAUAUAAUUAAGCGACCGUACACUGAAGAUCUCAUACAACGUGAACUUUUGCUACUUCGACAGCUCGGUUUCAAGGCGGAAAUAGAAAGUUUAUACAAUAUCGCCUCGGAUUUCUUAGUGUCCGUCUAUUUGAAAGGGAAGCUUAAAAACUUUAUGUAUCUUUUAGAAAAUACGGAAAAUAUAAUUCAGAUAGUAAAAUACCGAUACGGCAAAUGCCCGUCGUAA